Cynoglossus semilaevis (tongue sole) is the source of this 2813-nucleotide messenger RNA. Its product is annotated as single-strand selective monofunctional uracil DNA glycosylase. Gene Ontology annotation, biological process: base-excision repair. The record is from RefSeq and is a predicted model, not a curated record. Gene Ontology annotation, molecular function: single-strand selective uracil DNA N-glycosylase activity; oxidized pyrimidine nucleobase lesion DNA N-glycosylase activity. The coding region runs from base 724 to 1590 and encodes 288 amino acids. NCBI's taxonomy places the organism in Eukaryota, Metazoa, Chordata, Actinopteri, Pleuronectiformes, Cynoglossidae. The transcript is spliced from 2 exons.
CCUUGGCCAGACUGUUAACCAUAGUAUGGAUGGAAAAAAGCCCAAUCUCCACAGAAAUCCUUGUCAAGUCUACCACGAGCAUUCUCCACUUCCACUAAAAUAAAUUCCUGCAAAUUCCUUUGUCCUGUUUAUCCCCACUGUCCAGAACGUAGUUAUCAGGGGAUAGUGUUGCUCGGACAGUCAAAAUUUAAUAACUUAUAGCAUACGCUUUAUACGACCAAACCUUUAAAAUGGUUCACUAACAUUAUUCUCAUCAAAAGAUUAACCCCAGACAUCAGCUUUACAACAGCGUUUAAUGUGUGUAAUACCAGCAAACAUGCAACAGGGGGCAGCAGCCGCUUAGAGUGUAAAGGUAAAAUAGCAGAGGAAGAACGUACUUCCGUUUGUCAACAAAACCGAACCAAAAAAAAGCCCCAAACAGAGCAGAACAUUUGUGUUUUUGUUUUGUAGUCUUUUUACCGUAUUUUUUUUUUGUUUGUUUUUUUUUUAAGGCGAGUGUUUUCGUGAUGAACAGUGCUCCUGUUUUGUACCUACUCAAUUUAGUUUUUUUCUUUUCUUUUCAAAAAAACAAAAAAAAACAUUUUUAUUAUUGUUUAAAUAUAUAUUUCGUAAUUUAGUGGUACUGAGGCACCUCGAGUGGUACCUCGUUCCACCACACCUCACUCCUACAGCGAUACAUUUAAACAAAGGACAGAAAACCGUCCGUUUCGCAGGCGGUCGGAGAUGUUCAAUGGCGACGAGGAUCAGGGCUGUGCUGCCGGGGAGAAGGAAGUGACUCGAUGUGUUCGAUCAGCUGAACUGGGAUUUAAACUGACGCCGGAGCCAAAUGUGACGGUGGUGACCCCAUCGUCCAGAUUCCUGCAGGUGGAACUGGAACUGAACACUCACCUGCGCCGCCUCACCUUCAGUGAACCGGUGCGGUACAUCUACAACCCGCUGGAGUACGCCUGGGAGACGCACUGCUGCUACGUGGAGAAGUACUGUCGAGGCGGACAAAGGAUCUUGUUCCUGGGUAUGAACCCCGGACCGUUCGGCAUGGCUCAGACUGGGGUCCCCUUUGGUGAAGUGAGGUCAGUUGUUGAUUGGCUGAAGAUAACUGGGGAAGUUGGUCAUCCACCUGACGAACAUCCGAAGCGGCGGAUCACAGGAUUGGCUUGUACUCAGAGCGAAGUGAGCGGUGCACGUUUUUGGGGUUUCUUCAGAAAGCUUUGUGGUGAACCUGUGAUGUUCUUCCGCCAUUGCUUCGUACACAAUCUCUGCCCACUGAUUUUUAUGAGCGCCAGUGGCAAGAAUCUGACCCCGCCUGAACUGCCUGCAGCUGAGCGGGACGCCCUGCUGGCUCUGUGUGACAUUGCACUUUGCCAGGUGGUGGAGGCACUUGGCGUCUCCAUGGUGAUCGGAAUUGGAAGAGUGGCAGAACAGCGGGCACGGAGAGCUCUCUCAGCUGCAGGUGUCAGUGUGAAAGUAGAGGGCCUCAUGCACCCAUCACCCCGGAACCCAUUGGCCAAUAAGGGCUGGGAGGGCGUGGCCAGAACCAAACUGACUGAACUGGGUGUCCUGCCACUGCUGAGCAGCAUCAAACCUGAUUAGAACCAAAAGUGGUUUCAUACACCACUGUCUUCAACUCCCCCUGGUGCUAAUGUAUCAGAACUGCAGGACAUGUUUUAUAUACAAUUAUGGGAUGGACCAGAGUUUCAUCGGAAUUUCAGGUAGAUAUUACUUUACAAUAAUUUUUAAGCUAAUUUGUCUGUUUUCUGAUAUACAUCCUAAUCGGAUGUAAGUGUUUUUUAAUGUAUAUUUGUCUUUGCAUUAACAAGACAAUAUAGAACCACUGUACUUCAUCUUACUGGGCCUCAAAAUCCCCCAGCUAAAUGUACGGCCCAUGAUACCCAUACUGUAAUUUGAGAACCCCAAAUUAUGGUAUGAGGUCUACACUAUUUUUCAAAUGCUAAGAUUUUGCUCAAAAAUGGUUCCAGCGUUCAUUACAAAGCUAGCACAGGUAUUUUUUUGGUUUAAUGUUUCUGAGAUGUGAGUAAUUUACAUAGAAAUCUGUGAUGUCCUUAAGAUCAAGUAUUUGUUCUUAUAUGAAUAAGCUAUGUCUGUUGGUCAGUUUAUAGUCAGAAAACAGACUGUUAUACAUUGUUUUCUGACUGUAAACUGACCAACAGGCACAGAAUAUGAUGUUUAGCAGUCACAACAGUUUUCUUUACCUUCUGUAGCACUGGUGCCUUCAGGGACUCAGCCAUGAUCAGAUCAUGAGCACUUCAAGGUUUUCUCUCAACUGUACUAACUUACCUGUUUUUUUCUGUGCUUGUUAUUCACUCUUCAGUCAUGACUUCCUUUACAGCAGGGGUCACCAACUCUUACCAGCUACUUCAAGGACACGUAGUAGUACGAAGAGCUACUUGUCUGAUACUGACUUCCAGAACAAUGUAAUAUGUUCUUGAACAGACAAUAGUAGACACUCUUCUUACCAUUGGCAUUGGACCCAUUUGAAUGUCAUUGCAAGUGGAACCGAUUCCAAAAGCACAGUAACAGUACAAUCUUGUUGACUAGUUUUAACAUACCCCGCGGGCACCUUAGGUAGUCCACGGGGGCUACCAGGUGCCCCCUGGCACCACGUUGGUGACCCCUGCUUUACAGUAUAACACUACACCACCAGAGGGUGAUGGUGAGUUUGUUUCUUUGCGAUCAUUUGAUGCUGAUUUUGUUCCAAAAAUCUCUCUCAUUUGAACAACCUGACUGUCCAUACAGCAUAAAGUUCAGUUAUCUUAAAAAAAGUUUAAUAAAGUUUAUUGUCACUUUAAGGUGAA